CUGGAACACGGAACUACGCUACCCACAAUCCAAUGCUCCUGGGGGUCAGAUCUGAAUUUAAACGGCUAAGCAGCAGAGCUGUGUUUAACAGUUCUCUUAAAACUUCAACGGAACAGAAUAAUUCGGCUCAGUUCUUGCUUCUAAAUAUUGUGUCGACGGUUAUGUAGCUACCGAACCGAUCAGUGUGGGCUUUCUCGGACCGACUCUUCCGUUUGUGCCAUGACUUUGCCGGUUUUUACCAGUUAGCGCUGCUAGGCUAAGCUAACUCGUUGCUAACGUGUGAUGACUUUCAGUGCGUUUUUGUUUUCUGCCGCAAACAUGAAGUGACGUCUCGUAGGCGAUGACCGAUCAACCGCAUUAACUGUUAACACGGAUUCACACGACACCGACCUCCGAAGAGCUGAGCUUACGUCGCCGAGGCCGGGGAGACCAUGACCCUCGCCCCGAAGGAGCUGUCCAACCUCCUGAGCAUCAUAUCGGAGGAGGCAUGCACCAACACCUUCGAGAGCCUCUCCACCCACUUUCACCAUUACUUCGGCAAGGCGGAGCACUUCCGAGUGGGUUCGGUGCUGGUCAUGCUCCUCCAGCAGCCGGACCUGCUGCCCAGCUCUCCGCAGCGGCUCACCGCCCUCUACCUGCUAUGGGAGAUGUACCGCACCGAGCCGCUGGCCGCCAACCCGUUCGCCGCCGUGUUCGCGCACCUCCUGAACCCGUCGCCCCCCGGGGAGGAGCAAGAGAAGGUGCUCUCCGGCUUCCUGCCCCCCAUCACCCAGCCGGAGAAGUUCUUCCUGUCCCAACUGAUGUUGGCGCCGCCCAGGGAUCUCUUCAAAAAGACGCCCAGACAGGUGUCCUGCAUGGACGUCGGCAACAUGCCCCAGUCCAUAGACAUCAGUGGUCUGCAGCUAGCGUUAGCGGAGCGUCAGUCAGAGCUUCCCACUCAAAGCAAAGCCAGCUUCCCCAGCAUCCUCAACGACCCCGAUCCAGAUUCAUCCAACUCUGGAUUCGACAGCUCCGUGGCCAAUCAGAUCAUCGAGUCGCUGGUCACAGGGCCCCGCCCUCCGCUGGAGAGUCACUUUCGCCCCGAGUUCAUCCGGCCGCCACCCCCUCUGCACGUGUGCGAGGAUGAGCUGGCGUGGCUGAACCCCACCGAGCCGGAUCACAGCGUCCAAUGGGAUCGCUCCAUGUGUGUGAAGAACAGCACCGGCGUGGAGAUCAAACGCAUCAUGUCCAAGGCCUUCAAGAGCCCGCUGUCCGCCCAGCAGCAGUCACAGCUGCUGGCCGAGUUGGAGAAGGACCCAAAGUUGGUUUAUCAUAUCGGCCUGUCCCCGGCGAAGCUCCCUGACCUGGUGGAGAACAACCCACUGGUGGCCAUUGAGAUGCUGCUGAAGCUGAUGCAGAGCAGCCAGAUCACAGAGUAUUUCUCAGUGCUGGUUAACAUGGACAUGUCGCUGCACUCCAUGGAGGUCGUUAACAGGUUGACCACAGCCGUGGACUUGCCCUCAGAGUUCAUCCACCUCUACAUCUCCAACUGCAUCUCCACUUGUGAGCAAAUCAAAGACAAGUACAUGCAGAACCGCCUGGUCCGUUUGGUGUGCGUCUUCCUCCAGUCGCUGAUCCGAAACAAAAUCAUCAACGUCCAGGACCUCUUCAUCGAGGUUCAGGCCUUCUGCAUCGAGUUCAGCCGCAUCCGAGAAGCCGCCGGCCUGUUCCGCCUCCUGAAGACCCUGGACACCGGAGAGAACCCGGCCGAGGCCAAACCCGCCAAAUAACCACCCUCAGAGACACACUGCACAGACAGUACCAGCGGGCCCAGUUACUCCAAUAGGGCCACGUUUAUCGCAAAUAUCAAAGGGACGAGCUUCGUGUUCUUCAUGUCUUUGUACGUCACAGGAGCAGAAACUAAAGCGGCCGGCUCGAGUUAAUAUUGUAAAUAUGUGGUGACGUUUUCUUCAGAGUUUAAAAUCGCCAUUUUCCCCUUUUUCCAGAAGUAGAAAAAAAAGGAUGAACCCAGUUCGACGUUUCAUUUUUUUUUUACCAGGGCUCUUUCCUUUGGAAAUCUUGCGAUGUUUUCUCAAAUUAAACAGUGUUUAAUUCAA
This is a messenger RNA of Pungitius pungitius (ninespine stickleback), 2096 nucleotides long. RefSeq names its product CCR4-NOT transcription complex, subunit 11 (gene cnot11). The record is from RefSeq and is a predicted model, not a curated record. The transcript is spliced from 7 exons. The coding region runs from base 432 to 1769 and encodes 445 amino acids. Gene Ontology annotation, cellular component: CCR4-NOT complex. NCBI's taxonomy places the organism in Eukaryota, Metazoa, Chordata, Actinopteri, Perciformes, Gasterosteidae.